Molecule: messenger RNA, 1628 nt
Organism: Rhagoletis zephyria (snowberry fruit fly)
Lineage: Eukaryota; Metazoa; Arthropoda; Insecta; Diptera; Tephritidae
Product: lipase 3-like
Biological process (GO): lipid metabolic process
Molecular function (GO): hydrolase activity, acting on ester bonds
Source: RefSeq, a predicted model, not a curated record
AAAAAACAGUUUGCAAAGGCUGCAAAAAAAAAACAAGAAACAACAAAAAAUCGUAAACAUUUUUAUGAACAUUUACAGUUACGCUUUGCCAAGUGUGGAGUAAUUUGUAAUUGUUACAAGCUACGCGCAAUAUUUUUUUUGUAUUUUAUUAAUUUACACCUACCAAAAAAAACAAAAAACACGCUUUAAUAAAAUAGUGUGAUGAUGUCGCCAUCAGAUAGCGUGCUGCAACGUUUGCUUGCCAAACAAAACAAUAACAACAACUACGUAACACAAAAUUUAAACUGGCUAACAUAUCUUACGAUGCUGCUGAUGCUCUUCGAUAUGCAGUUCAAGCGUGCGGAAGCGCUUAAAGUGACGCCCAAAAUGAUAUCCAAUCACAAUUACCCAGUCGAAGAACACAUAGUUCAUACACCAGAUGAUUACAUACUAACAGUUUACCGAAUACCCGAUUCGCCAAAGUUGCGUAGCACAGCGAAUUCUACAGCUAUUGCGCGCACCUCCAAACCGGUCGUCUUUCUUCAGCAUGGUAUUCUUUGCGCCUCGGACGAUUGGAUACUCAACGGUCCAGAUACAUCGCUGGCAUAUAUGUUCGCCGAUUCGGGUUAUGAUGUGUGGCUGGGCAAUGCGCGUGGGAAUACCUAUUCACGCCAACACAAAUACAAGCAUCCAGAUUCAUCAGAUUUUUGGAAUUUCAGUUGGCAUGAAAUCGGCAUCUACGAUUUGGCUUCAAUGCUGGAUUAUGUGCUGGCUGUAACGAAUGAAACUGCUGUGCAUUUUGUUGCGCACUCACAAGGUACAACCACAUUCUUCGUUCUCAUGUCCACACUGCCUUGGUACAAUGAGAAGGUGAAGACAGUGCAUCUGCUGGCGCCUAUCGCCUUUAUGCGCUAUCAUUCGUUUAUGCUCUCCAAAUUGGGUGGACUCUUUUUGGGUUAUCCAACCUUCUUGAGUUGGGUGCUAGGCGGUAUGGAGCUACUGCCAAUUACCAGUGUACAGAAGCUUUUGUGUGAAUAUGUGUGCUCGGUGGGGUCUACGUUCCGAUUUUUGUGUUCGGGGAUUUUGGAUUUCAUCGGCGGCUGGGGUACACGGCAUUUGAAUCAUACACUGCUGCCACACGUCUGUGAGACUCAUCCCGCCGGUGCCUCGACCACGCAAAUCAUUCACUACCUCCAGCUAUACAAUUCGGGUGAUUUCCGCCAAUACGAUCAUGGCAUCGAAUUGAAUAAGAAGUAUUAUCAACAAGAAACACCACCAUCAUACAAUGUCCAUCAGAUCUCUAGUUGUGUACAUAUGUAUUAUAGCAACAACGAUUACAUGUCCGCCGUCGAAGAUGUAGAAUAUUUGGCGACACUAUUACCUUGCGCGGAGCUCUAUCGCAUACCCUAUGAAGACUGGAACCACUAUGACUUUUUGUGGUCGAUAAAUGUUAAAGAAGUGAUAAACGAUAGAAUUAUCGAUAAAAUUGCCAGGCAUGAAAUGGAAAAUUUAUGAGAUUUACAUAGUAUAUACAUAUGUAUUUGUUUCCUUGGUUUCAUGAAGCAAACACACGUAGUCAAAUUAUGUGGUAUAUUAAUUUUAAGUGACGAAUGUAAAUAUUUUUUAUUUGUUUUUAACUUUUCUUUUAU